UGGUGGUUCGGGCACCCCAUCAUGGCUCUAUAAAGCGAUAACCCAAACAUCGCUUCGGUUCUACCCCAAUCAAACCCCACCAAUAAUAACAGCUCGCUUUUGGCCCUCUUCUGACGACCCAUCGAAGUCUUCGGAUGUUUUGAGCAGUAGAUCUGAAAAGUCAGAAAGGAAGCAACGACUGGGAGACAAUGAGUACAAUGGCAGCGUCAUCGGGAGCAACUGGAAAAUCGAUGUUGAACCCCGAUGCUCCACUCUUCAUCCCGAUGGCAUUUCAACAAGUGGAAGAUUUUUCAGCAGAGUGGUGGGAGUUGGUGAAGACCACCACAUGGUUCCGUGAACAUUGGCUCCAUCAGCACCAAGAUCAAGAAACCUUUGAUGCUGCUGAUGAUGAUGAGGAUGUUAUAAACCUGCUGCCAGACUCCUUUGAUCUUGGCGUCGGUGAUGAGUCAUCCAUUCUCGAGGCGGAGCAUGAUGAUGCAGCUGGAGACCAAAUUUCCAUGGCCCUGAAGAAAGAAAGAAUUGGUAACGGUAUUCCGAGUGAUGCAGAGGCAGUGGCAAGGAGCCUGGGCGUAGAAUCUCCGAAGAAUGGAAGUAGAUCGAUCUUGGAACCAACAAAGCAUCGGGAGAAACCUGCGCAGCGCCUGAGCCCGAGGUGCGGCCCCCACCAUGUCAUCCAGCAGCCUCGUUGAGAGGCAUUCGGUUGCCAGCCAGCCAGCCAGUGUGGGAAGCAACCUGUCCUGCUCUCUGUAUAGAAGAACUUAAAAAGCAGCUGUUAGCUGUAGUGUUGUUUUAGUUGCUAAGUGUUUGGCAGUGGCACCAAACUCAAGUAAAAAAUUGUGAAAAAGGUGUAGAAAUGUAGUAAAGUUGACAAGAAGUUGUUGUGCAGCGCCGGGGUGUUUUCAUAAUGUUCCAUAUAUCCCUGUUAAAUUAAUUGCAGUGUGUGAAUGAUUCAUGUU
Molecule: messenger RNA, 956 nt
Organism: Musa acuminata subsp. malaccensis (wild Malaysian banana)
Lineage: Eukaryota; Viridiplantae; Streptophyta; Magnoliopsida; Zingiberales; Musaceae
Product: protein EARLY RESPONSIVE TO DEHYDRATION 15
Source: RefSeq, a predicted model, not a curated record